UUUAUGUAAAGUCUGAUGCAGUUUAUUUUUAUACUGUUAUUUUUUGUUUUGAAACAGGUUGCAAACUAUGGGGUUGGAGGGCAGUAUGAGCCUCAUUAUGACUUCUCAAGGCGACCUUUUGACAGCAAUCUCAAGAAAGAUGGCAAUAGACUUGCAACCUAUCUGAAUUAUAAAGAUGAACCUGAUGCUUUCAAAUCAUUAGGCACUGGAAAUCGUGUGGCUACUUUUUUAAAUUAUAUGAGUGAUGUAGAAGCUGGGGGAGCUACAGUAUUUCCAGAUUUUGGUGCAGCAAUCUGGCCCAGAAAGGGCACUGCGGUGUUCUGGUAUAACCUUUUCAGAAGUGGAGAGGGAGACUACAGGACAAGACAUGCAGCCUGUCCGGUAUUAGUAGGAAGUAAAUGGGUAUCAAACAAAUGGAUCCAUGAGAGAGGCCAAGAGUUCCGAAGACCUUGUGGGCUAACAGAAGUCGACUAAAUUCUCCAGAUUUUGUUUUCGAACUCUUAGGUACUUAUUCAACUUUGGUUGUGGUCACAGCACCAAGGAUCCCAUCUGUACACAUCGAAAAGGACAGCAGUGUUAAAUUGCCAAAACCUGAUGGAAUUAAGAGAUCUCAUGUGUGAUGUGUCUGGUAUCGCAUUCUUUCACUAAAGAAACCAAAAAAGCCCAUUUUGUAAAUGUACUCUUCUUCACAGGUGCCUUUAUCUGUUUUUUUAGACUGUUAUUUAAAAGAAAAAUACCUUUUUAUGUUUUUAACAUUAAAUGAUUGAUUGCAACUCAUGACUGAUUUAUUUGAUUGGGAUACUUUUCUCACAGUAAAUACCUAAUUUAUUUUCUUUAUAACUACAAAGUUCUGCCAUUGUCAGCUUCUGUUCAGAGCUUUUAAGCUGGGAUUGUCACUGGAAGAUAAACAAACCUGCCUACUGUAUGUAUAAACAAGUGGAAUCUUUUUAGAUGUGUGAAUUAUUUUACAAUGUUAAGGAAUGGUGGAAUGGCAUAGGCAUAGGUGUAAACUCUGGGCUCUGUUAGCUGAUGGGUUUUGGGUUCAGGUCUUGUGAUGGACCAGAAUACUAUUCAGGGAGAGAGUCAAGUGCCCUCAUUCUUUGUAACACUGUGGUAACGAGUGAGAGCUCUGGCUAGGCUCUGGUCUGGACUUUCACUUUCCCUUUAGUAAAGGAGCUUUGCUUUUUAAGAGCAAUUAAUGAGCAGUGUGUACAGGCCUGUGGAGGCUCAUUUUGCUAUAGGUUGUUGAGCUGUUUAAAAACUGAAAAUGUAAUUUACGUUGAAAUGAGCAAUCCUCUUUUUCUUCUAGGCUGAAAAGAGAAGAAAAGA
Molecule: messenger RNA, 1329 nt
Organism: Lepisosteus oculatus (spotted gar)
Lineage: Eukaryota; Metazoa; Chordata; Actinopteri; Semionotiformes; Lepisosteidae
Source: RefSeq, a predicted model, not a curated record